CAAGGCUUUUUUAUCGCUUGCUUAUUUCCCGAGUCUGCGAUCUCCUUGCCCGCCAUGAUUGUGAGCUUUACCCCCUGAGUUUCGAAACGGCGGAUCAGUUUUACUCACUCCAGUAGGAGUCGUUUCUCUCGCCCAUAUAGGUAGGUAACGGACAUUAUUUUCGGCCGCCGUGUCUUCCAUCUCGUUUGCAACUCCAGAGUCCUUUUGUGAUUCGGAUUCCUCUUGAAGAAUUCUGGGAUACAGAAAGGGGCCUUGAGGAAUUUUCAUGUACUCACCUCAUGAAGUAAUUCAAUGAAAGCCCAGUUUAUAAAGUCAAUCGAUAGUAUAUCACGAUUCAGAAUAUGAUUCCUCACAAUAAAUCCUCUGUGCAAGCUAGAAAAUGAGGGGCAAGCAAUGGUCCAAAUAUGAAAACUGCGCAGGCACUGCAAAAUCGGCUUCAAUUUGAAGUCUCUAUUGUCAUUGUGGAAUCUCUAUCGCCAAAACAAUGCCAGAGCCAUGGAGCAGUGUAGAAAGAAGAUGCUUGUACCUUCUCCAGGAGAACAACUCCGUGUCCUGUCUCCUCCAAAUCCACGCCUUCAUGCUCCGAAAUGCCCUCGACUCCAACGUCAAUCUCCUCACCAAGUUCAUCUCAAGCUGCUCCUCUCUCGCCCUCGCUGCUUCAUCCUCACGACAUACCCCUCUUGGUAUUAUCCGACACACUCGUCGCGUGUUUGAUCAAAGGCCCCACAGGGACGAUGCAUUCUUAUGUAAUUCCAUGAUGAGUGCUUAUCUGGCUGUGCACCAAUCCUUUGAGUCUCUGACUCUGUAUAGAGAUCUUAGGAGGAAAACGGGCUUUAAUCCCGAUAAGUAUACCUUUACCAUUCUGGCCAAGUGUUGUACCAUGAACAUGGCCGUUACAGAAGGUGCAGAAGUACAUGGUGGUGUUGUGAAAUCUGGGAUUUCCUCGAAUGUGUAUGUAUCCACGGCUCUGGUUGAUAUGUAUGCCAAGUUUGAGCUUAUGGGUAGUGCGCAUAAGGUAUUCAAUGAAAUGACUGAGAGAAGUCAAGUGUCGUGGACGGCACUUCUUGUUGGAUAUGCGAGGUCUGGAGAUAUGAAUGAAGCGAGCAAGCUUUUUGAGCAGAUGUCUGAGAAGGAUAGUGCUGCAUUUAAUGCAAUGAUUGAUGGCUAUGUGAAGUUGGGGACUAUGUGUUUGGCUCAAGAUUUGUUUGACAAAAUGCCCAAUAAAAAUGUGAUUUCUUGGACUAGUAUGAUCUCUGGAUAUUGUCGUAAUGGUGAUGUUGAAUCUGCUAGGUUGAUGUUUGAUAAUAUGCCUGAGAAAAACGUGUUCACUUGGAAUGCAAUGAUAGGUGGAUACUGCCAAAAUAAACAACCCAAUAAAGCUUUGGAAUUGUUUCAUGAAAUGCAAAGAAGUGAAUCUGUGGAACCAAAUGAAAUAACAAUUUCAAGUGUUCUUCCUGCUAUAGCUGAUUUGGGUGCUUUAGAUUUAGGGGUUUGGAUUCACAAGUUUUCCCAAAGGAAAAGGUUUGACAAAUCUGGUCAUGUAUGCACUGCACUAAUUGAUAUGUAUGCAAAAUGUGGUGAAAUUACAAAAGCAAAAUUACUUUUCGAUAAAAUCACUGAAAAAGGAGUUGCCUCUUGGAAUGCUUUAAUAACUGGUUUUGCAACUAAUGGUCGUGCAAAGGAGGCUUUGGAGGCUUUUGCAGUGAUGUUACAGGAAGGAUUAAAGCCAAAUGAGAUAACUAUGAUUGGCGUAUUAUCUGCUUGCAACCAUUGUGGCUUGGUUGAGGAAGGAAAAAGAUGGUUCCAAGCAAUAGAGAAAUUUGGCCUUACUCCACAAAUUGAGCACUAUGGCUGUAUGGUUGAUCUUUUAGGAAGGGCUGGGUGCUUGGAUGAGGCUGAGAAAAUUAUUGAGAGCAUGCCUUACAAUGCUAAUGGGAUAAUACUAAGUUCUUUUCUAUUUGCAUGUUGGUACUACAAAGAUGUUGCAAGGGCAGAGAGAGUACACAAAGAGGCUGUCAAAAUGGAUCAGAUGAGUGGUGGAGACUAUGUGAUGUUGAGAAAUACGUAUGCAACAGAGCAAAGGUGGAUUGAUAUGGAAGAUGUUAAAUACAAGAUGAGGAAUAGUGGAUCAAAUAAAGAGGUGGGUUGCAGUGUUAUUGGAGUUGACUCUGGCUUUGCGGAGUUUGUGGCUGGUGAUUGCUUGCAUCCUCAUCAAGAAAUUAUUCACUUAACCUUGGGGCAGUUAUGGAAGCACAUGAAGUGAGGAAAUGGUUGCUUUGACAUGUUUCAAGAAGCUGAGAUAUGGAUUCUCUCUAUUCUCGACAUAUAGCCCAUUACAGCAUUAAACCCUAUAACUGCUUAUUGGGCUAAAAUCAUUGGAGCAUAGUUGAGAAGAUGGUGAGGCAAGGAAGGAUAAUGCUUAAGGACGUUAUGCAGAUAUAAAGACACCAUUUCAACCCUUCUAAAAGAGAAUAAUUAGGCAUUGGUGGAGAAACUCUCAGCUAUGAAUCAUCCUGAUGGGGAUUGUCCGUUGUGUUUGUACCUUCUAGUACCAGAAGAUCUGCAAAAUAAAUCAUUUCCUUCUUCGAAGCUAAUGUCAUGUUUCCAUUGCUUUCGGAAUGUAUCACUGGAUGGUGGAAUUGGCUGCAAAGGUUUAAAGAAGUAGAAUCUUCCGAUUCAGCUGCUGCAAGUGCACGUUCUACUCAUCAUGUGGAAACAGGGAAAGGUUUUCAGACAAUUGUUGGAGCCAAUGAUAGAUGCAGAAACGAUAAAGAUAUAUCCAGUAACAGAGCUACAUGAAAGUUUGUGGGAAACUGAAUUUGAAGGUUCAAUUUGUGGAUUCAUGGAAGGAAUCAGAGAAAGUGGAAGUGCUGCCGGAUAAUCAAUUUGAUAGCGGAGGCAUUUGUGGAUCCAAAAAAAGAGGUCGCUCAGAAUAGAGCAGCACAAGAUGCUUUGACAAAAAUUCUGACCAUUUUGAGGAUUAAAGAUCUUCACAAUACAACUACUUUAGAUGACGACAUAGUUUUUUUUUUUUUUUUUUUGUCAAAGAGGAUGACGACAUGGUUGAUUAAUUUUUUUUUUUUGUACUUUUUAUUUGUCCUCUAUUUCACGUACGCACCAAUUCGUGUAUUCCAUGGAUACGUUUCUUCCUUCGGUAUAUGAAUUGACAAUUUUAAUA
Molecule: messenger RNA, 3178 nt
Organism: Prosopis cineraria
Lineage: Eukaryota; Viridiplantae; Streptophyta; Magnoliopsida; Fabales; Fabaceae
Product: pentatricopeptide repeat-containing protein At2g44880
Exons: 6
Coding region: 485-2263 (592 amino acids)
Biological process (GO): RNA modification
Molecular function (GO): protein binding; RNA binding
Source: RefSeq, a predicted model, not a curated record